Oppiella nova is the source of this 491-nucleotide messenger RNA. Lineage: Eukaryota; Metazoa; Arthropoda; Arachnida; Sarcoptiformes; Oppiidae. The record is from the annotation of a GenBank genome assembly.
ACCGGCGAUCGAUAAGUUGAAUGACGCGAUGGAUAAAGUAAGGGCUGAGUUGUUGCGAUCGGGUUGUGCGGACCUGGAGUUUAACGACCACAGAGAGGUGUCAUCUGUAUUGAAACCAUGGGCUCAAUACACGUCAAUCGUGACCACUAUAUGGAACGGUAUGUGGAGUGCGAAGGAUAUGGCGGAUAACCUGAGGCGUCAUAGUAGAGAACAAAACAUGAAGAAACUGUUCGAAGAUGUGUUCGCUAUGUUAUUCGACUUCGUGAAUGAAUAUCCCGAAUAUGAAGGGCGAGACUCAGAGAGUGAUAACUCGCCGGAGAGCACCGGUAGUGCCGAAGGGGACGACCGCAAGGCGGGUCUGGAGGACCGUGAGUUGCGUCGAGGCGAUGGGUCGGACGCCAACCACAACCCGGACACCGAGUUGGCCGCAAAUAUGGAGCACAUCCUUGUAUUAUCAGAUGAACACCACUGAAUAGUACCACUAAUCAAAU